Nymphalis io (European peacock) is the source of this 2777-nucleotide messenger RNA. It is a transcript of the gene Bmp-2, whose product is annotated as RNA-binding protein 4.1. Gene Ontology annotation, cellular component: cytosol. Gene Ontology annotation, molecular function: mRNA binding. Lineage: Eukaryota; Metazoa; Arthropoda; Insecta; Lepidoptera; Nymphalidae. The transcript is spliced from 4 exons. The record is from RefSeq and is a predicted model, not a curated record. The coding region runs from base 137 to 1036 and encodes 299 amino acids.
CGUCACUUCGGCUUUUAUAGCGUUACUUUCAACCCGCCAUUUUGUCAAGCAAAUAAGCGGGCGAGGUGACUUCAAAGUGUACACGUGCUGUAAAUAAGUGAAAAAGAACAAAUCGAAAUACUACAAUUUAUACAUAAUGGUGGCGCAAACGAAGGUGUUUGUGGGAAGUCUACCCCAGGGCUCAAAACCAGAGGAACUCCGAAAAUUAUUUGAACGUUUUGGAGUUGUGACAGAAUGUGAUAUCAUGAAUAGAUGCGGAUUUGUUCACAUGCAAACCGAAGAUCAGGCCGCUGCCGCUAUCCGGGCACUUAAUAAUACCACAUUCAAUGGCGGCGUUAUUACAGUUGAGCGUGGAAGGAUCAAGGAGCGAGGACAGCGCGGUGGUGGUGGUCGUGGUGGAAUGCGGGGAGGCAUGAGAGGAUCUAUGGAUCGCAGAGGUGUCGGUCCAAUGCGCGGUGGACCUGGCGGUCUCCGCGAUGCUCCCUAUCCUCACAUGCGCGAUUCACGGCCGAUGGGCCCCAUGCGCGGUUCUGAUAUGCGAGGACCACCAAUGGGAGGUAUGCCGAUGAGAAACGGAAUGGGCGGCGCACCGUACGACCGCAGCAUGGAGAGACCGCCUAUGGGUGGUGUAUACGAUGAUCGUUACAACGGGUAUGGCGGGGAAGACCGUCGAGGCUUCGCGCUAAUGGACGGUCGAGGCACCCGUGACCAGUACGGUGCACCGCCACCGAUGUACCCUGACGAUAGACGCGGCUACGGUGCCCCAGUAGACGAUAUGGCAGCCAUGUAUCCAGACGACAGACGGGCACCUAUGUACCCAGACGAAAGGGACAUGAUGGACAGAAGGGCACCAAUGCGAGGUGGGCCUAUGCCAAUGUCCUCCGGUUAUGAUAGAGCACCUCCCAGAGCUGCCCCUAUGGGCAAUGGAGACAUGUACAGUAGAAGAACACCACCUCCCAUGCGUGGAGCGGCUGGUGCUGGUGGUGGCUAUGACAGAGAUCCCUACGCACAACAGUACCCUCCCAUGGGACGGUAAGAGUCACCUUCACAGCUUAUUUGGCAACCAGAGAGAACAAUCAUUCAUUUAUUUCUAAUAGCUAAUUAGGUCAUCAUAAUUGAUUUUUAUAAAAUAAUGUGUGAAAAUUGACAAUAUUUCACUUUAGAUGUUAAAUUACUUUUUAUAAUAAACUAGUUUUUAAUAAUAUCAUUAUUAUCAUGUCAUUGAAUUUAUCUUUUGUAUCAAAUAAAGUUUUUGUAAAUUGAUAACUAAUAUUUAGUUAAUUUAUCAUAGUAUAUAGUACCUUGUUUACUCAUAUUGAGACGAUCAAAGACAAAUUUUGUAACUCUGCGUCAUCUCACUCUCUGGUUGCUAUCACGAGAAUAUUAUCAUUAAAGGCGUGUGACUCAUUCUAUUCGUUCGAAACCAGCGGUACGUCUACUAACCGUUCGACACCAUCGACAUCCACAUUUUAAUUAUGUAAUGAAACAACAAAUUAAAACAAAACAAAUUUUGCAAUGCAGCUAAUAACGAAUCGGACGCGUUGCGAGCAAGGUGAUGAAUCAUUUCACUAGUUGCCUAUAUUGUUUGAUUGCUGUCGGGCGGCAGUCUGACGCGCGUGGCGUGCAUGUUGUAGCGGCGGCGGGGCGGCGCGCGCGCGGGACGGGCCGCGGCGCCGCUAGCGGCCGCGCCGUCCCGGCGGUAGCGUAGGUCGCGACUCGCGUCUCUCGCCUUCGCCGCCACUCGCGAUCCGAUACCGCGCCCGCACCGGCGGCGCACGCGUUCUUUGUAUUGUUAGCGGUAAGACGGCCCCCUUUGUAAGCUUCGACAUAAGUUGUUACAUUCGUGGGAACUGUACGAUUUCAUUGAAUGAGUAAAUGACAAAUUGACGGAAUUUCUUUUUUUUUAAAUUGUAAUUUCAUGAGAUCGUUCGUUGUUGUGACAUAUCUGAGCGAUUCGAUAGAUAUGAAUGAUUGCGUUUAAUUUGUAAGUCUCUAAUUGUAAUAGGUGAUUAAGAUGUAUUAUAUUUUACUUUUAGAUUAAAUUCCUUUUUUGGAAGCAGUAUCUUUUUUUGUCGAUUGAACCUUAUCCUACAUAAUUCAUUUGCAUGAUACCAAGACCCCCCCCCCCCCCCGUCCUCCGGCGUCCGUUCUCGCUUUCCUCCUGCGCUUAUCCUUUGGUUGCGGCUACUAUGUAUAACAUGUGAUUGACUUGCAGGACUCCAAAGCUUGCCCGGUCAAACGGGCGUCGAGCUCGAAUUAAUUAUUUUGUUGUUUAAAUAUUUCCUAUAUCAUGUAAAGUUUAGACUACUACCGUUGGAGGUUAUCGAAUUGCCGGCACAUAAACCGACGCUUACGGCUGUUAGGUAAAACAGUACGGUCGGUAUCCUUCGGGCCUCAGGAAUACCAGCUUCCAUGAUCUGAAUUAUCAAAAAUGUAUCUAACGUCGCCACGUGCGUCAACAUGAAACAGAAAGUGCGUGCGAGUCCUUUCAGACGUUAGUAGCGGCUAGAGGUCGCGUACCGCGGGCGGUGCCGACGGCGAAGCAUAGCCGAUGCUAUGACCAUACGACGUACGGCGUUAACGUUAGGCGACAGCGGCAGAAGACAGGAUUGCGAAAUGUUACAAUCGAUGUGGGCCCCUGGCUGACUUGGAGGUGGUAUCCCAGGUUUGAACUAGCUCUCAAGGCCUUCAGAUACGACGGCAAGACAUGACCCGACGGUGGCUAUUUCUUGUAACAAAGCACAAUUUGUUAAAUUAAAUAAACGAUUGUUAAUAUG